This is a messenger RNA of Cladocopium goreaui, 1717 nucleotides long. The record is from the annotation of a GenBank genome assembly. NCBI's taxonomy places the organism in Eukaryota, Dinophyceae, Suessiales, Symbiodiniaceae.
ACUUAGGGUAGGCUAUGCCAGCCACAUGCCCAGACGUCCUGCAUCUAGUGUUUCAAGAGCUGAAGAUCCGGAAGGAACAUUCCACCAGGUAGACGAAGCUGGUGGGACAGAACUUGCCCACAAAGACACGCAGGGCAAAACAAGCGCAGAAAAGAACGGGAAGAAGGACAACAAGGACAAGAAGGACAAGAAGGACAAGAAGGAUAAAAAAGAGAAGGACAAAAAAGAAAAGUCAAAGUCGAAGUACGUUGGGCAUCGCAUAGAGAAGAAAAAGAGGAAGCUUCCAACUGCGCAGGAUGACAAAGAGGAUGAAAUCGACAAGCUGCUGUCCCUUGAUUGGCUCCAUGAGGCAUCCAAAGGCCCAGCCAAAGUUGCUGCAAGUGCUUCAGAGGUGGCGAACCAAUCUUCGUGGGAAAGCAGGCUGGGAAGUGCAGCGUCACCCGAGGUGUUCGAUCCAGUGAUGGAGUUGCGCCGAAAAAUCGAAAAGCUUCUGGUUUCGUCCGGUGGCGAACUCACAUUGGGCAAAGCUGAAGAACAUCUCCGGACAACUUUGAGACCUCAGGUCUUGAGCAGCUUUUCCCUUGCACCGUCGUUAGAUGGGAAUCCUUCGAACACAAUGAUCCGCUUGACAGCCAAGCAGGCGUGCGCGUUGCUGGAGGAACCCAGCCUUCAAAUGGCUGCUCUGGAGGACAGCUACUUUGCUUUGGGAGAAGAGGUCAUGCAGCUUGGUUUGGACUUUGAAAACGAGGAUGCGUUUCGAAAUCUCUUCGAUGAUCUGCUGGCAAAGAGAGAGGAAGUGAGGAUGGCAGCAGAAAGGAUGGGGUUCAGCAAGCCGUACACGCCGAGAAGCCGGAAAGCUAGGAGGAGACAAAAAGAUUUGCCUCCCAUGACAGAGGGUGAGAAAACUUUGCUUCACGACGUCCGAAGAGUCAUGAAGGCCUUGUCAGUACAUGACACCUGGAUUCCACUGUCUCAACUUCUGGAAGAUGCGAACGUCAGAAGGGCGCGGUGGAAGCUGCCAGCUGGCCUUGCUCUUUGGGAAUGGCUUUCUUUGCGCUGUGGAGAUCAACUCACCACAGUGAACGAACGUUCUGACAUGCUUCUCCAGCUGGUAGAGGAUGGCCGACCAGAACAUGCUCUGCAGAUGAGUCAGGAAGAAAGGAGACGAGAGUUGUCGUUGGCCGUCUUCGAGACUUUGGCAGUGCUGCACAGAGACUUUCCUCAAGGAGGAGGACUCAGCCUGGAGGAUUUGCAGCGGAUUCCAGCCAUUGCACGUUUGCAUUUUGGUCGUACUGCCUUGCUGCAGGCUUUGAACAAAAUGAGGACACUGCAGGUGGUCCGCAAGAAUGGUCAGGUGCUCGUGCGCUUGCACGGGGCACCUCUGCAGGACCCACCACGAAACGGAAAGGAGAAGCCAGCCGAAGGUACCGAAGGUCGUGAGCGUGCAAGGCCGAUGCCGGCAGAAGUCACACAAGCUGGAGAACCAGGCCCACGUGGUCCCACGAAAAAGGACGAGACUCCUGUCACCGUAUCUGAGUGGCAAAAGGUCCAAGACAAGUAUUUCAAAGGGUGUGAGCCUCUUCCAGAUGGUUGGCUUCGUGUCAUUUCCAGGAGUACUGGGAAGGUUUUCUUUGUGAAUCGAAACAAUGGCGCAACACAGCUUGAGUUGCCUCAGGAACCUGCGCCGCCGCGAAGCACCCCUGGCUAAUGUGAAAAG